Oppia nitens is the source of this 928-nucleotide messenger RNA. RefSeq names its product 9,11-endoperoxide prostaglandin H2 reductase-like. The record is from RefSeq and is a predicted model, not a curated record. The transcript has 2 exons. The coding region runs from base 69 to 908 and encodes 279 amino acids. Lineage: Eukaryota; Metazoa; Arthropoda; Arachnida; Sarcoptiformes; Oppiidae. Gene Ontology annotation, molecular function: oxidoreductase activity.
UGUUACAUUGAAUUGACUUUCAAAUCAAUUAACAAAAAAUAUAAUAAUAAUUUUUUUAAAAACACACAAUGAGAGUGUUAGGACUGUUGUCGUUGGCUAUGGCCGUCUGUUGUAUCUCAGCUAAAGUGCCAUCAAUUAAGCUGUACACCGGCUAUGAGAUGCCCCAAAUAGGUUUGGGCACCUGGCAAGCAAAAGGUGAUUCCGUUAGACAAGCAGUUAAGGACGCACUGGAAAUCGGUUACCGACACAUCGAUACGGCAUUUAUUUAUGGCAACGAAAAAGAAGUUGGCGAAGGCAUCCAUCAACAGAUCCAAAAAGGUGUACUCAAACGGGAAGACCUAUUCAUUACCACAAAGGUAUGGCCCGACGGUUGCAAUCGUCAGAAGGCGUUGGAAAUGAUCAAACACUCGCUGAAAGAGUUGAACGUUACUUAUCUGGAUCUGGUUUUAGUACACUUUCCUCACGAUGACUACGCCAACACUUAUCAAGGUCUGGAAGAUGCUUACAACCAGAAACUGGUCCGAUCGAUAGGUAUCUCCAACUUUAUGAAGAGCCACAUCGAUCACGUGCUCAAGACAGCCAAAGUUAAGCCAGCAGUUAAUCAAAUCAAUAUCCAUCCGACACUCAAUCAGGACGAGACUGUUGCCUAUUGUAAUAAAUUAGGUAUCGCUGUCACCGGUUACUCACCACUGGGUACCGGAUCUAUGAUUAAGGACCCGACCUUAACAUCAAUCGGUGCCAAACAUCACAAGUCAUCGGCACAGGUGGCCAUCAGAUGGCAAAUCGAAAGAAAUCUGAUAACAAUACCAAAGAGUGUCAACAAAAAGUAUAUUAAGGAAGACUUUGAAGUGUUUGACUUUAAACUAACUGCAGAUGAGAUCAAAACUAUUAAUAAUAUGAAAGCCUAAUAAUAUGUUUGAUAUAAUAA